AUGUCGGAAGAAUCGGCACCGUUCAGUAGCGUCGAUAUCAACAAUGAAAACAGGGAUGACGAAGAUCUUUUUGCUUCAGCGGUCCAGGAAGUCAGUUUAGAUCCAGAAGUAAACGGCGUUAGAGAUGGCUUAGAUAAAGUUAGUCUUGUGGAUGCUCAAGUGACGACCACAUCGUCGAUUGGCAGUCCGAUCAUGGAAGAGAUAGUAACUGAACGCGCGAAUAACAUAAUAGUCACAGUUACUGAACCCCAGAAAAUCGGUGAAGGAAUGAGCUCAUACGUUGCAUACCGUGUCAUCACCAAGACCAACAUGCCGAUAUUCAGCAAGCAUGACUUUGCGGUUCUGCGUCGUUUCAGUGACUUUCUGGGUUUACAUGAGAAGCUGACGGAGAAGUAUUUAAGGUCCGGUAGAAUUAUUCCACCGGCGCCUGAAAAAAGUAUAGUGGGAACAACUAAACUCAAGAUGGCGUCCACACCAUCUACUGAAAGUGCCAAUGGAAAUUCUGGGUCCAGCUCCCUCCAAUCACAAUUUGUGGAGCGGCGAAGAGCUGCCUUGGAGAGGUUCUUGAACCGAGUAGCCCAGCACCCAGUUUUGUGCAUAGAUCCUGAUUUUAGGGAAUUCUUGGAAUCUGAUACGGAAUUACCGAAAGCAACUAGCACAUCCGCACUAAGCGGGGCCGGAAUGUUGCGUCUGUUCAACAAAGUUGGGGAAACAGUCAAUAAAAUUACAUACAGAAUGGACGAAUCUGAUCCUUGGUUUGAAGAACGUAUCGCCCGCGUGGAGUCCCUUGAAGCAGGCUUGCGCCGUCUGUGCGGGGCGUGCGAAGCGCUAGCGACGGAGAGACGGGAACUAGCCGCGCGGUCUCAUGAAGCGGCUAGAUCUAUUGCGGCAGCCGCUGCAGCUGAUCCACAUGCGCCGCUAUCGAGGGCGCUCUCCCAUCUCUCAGAUCUACAUGAAAAGAUUGAGCACUUAAGGGUGGAACAAUCGAACACAGAUUUCUAUGUACUGACUGAACACAUCAAAGACUAUCUUGGUCUUAUUAGUGCUAUUAAAGAUGUAUUCCAUGAGAGAGUCAAGGUAUUCCAAAACUGGCAACACGCUGAGAUGCAACUGAAUAAGCGGAGAGAAAAUAAGGCGAAAGCUGAACUCGCUAAUAGGCCAGAGAAGAUCGAGCAAGCCUCCAAUGAGAUUAUCGAGUGGGAAUCCAAAGUGGAACGCAGUCACAAUGAGUUCGACACUAUCUCGCGUGUGAUCAAGAAGGAGCUGGAGCGAUGGGAGGAAAUCCGAGUCACGGAGAUGCGGGCUACCAUACUGCGUUAUCUAGAAGAGCAUAUGAAGCACCAGGCACAGUCGGUUAGAUACUGGGACGCCUUCCUACCCGAAGCACGCGCGAUUAAAUGA
Leptosia nina is the source of this 1401-nucleotide messenger RNA. The record is from the annotation of a GenBank genome assembly. NCBI's taxonomy places the organism in Eukaryota, Metazoa, Arthropoda, Insecta, Lepidoptera, Pieridae.